AUGCUGAAACAUCAGGAGUACACCGCAUGGGUUUCGGUUGAUGGACAGCCGCUGGAAGUUUAUGCUGUGGAGACAUCUUUGGCCACCAACGAAGUGACAUGCUGGAUCGCGUCGGAAGCUGGCAAGGAGUUUUCUGUGCAUUGUCAAAACACCUCUGCCCCUGGCGUCGAUACCAUUGGUGCAUUCGUCUAUAUUGAUGGACAGGGGUGCCACGGUGGCUUGUUCGAGCGUUGGAGCACGGAUCAUACUAUCAACAUUAGCAACGCGUUUGUUUCUGAUAGGAUCACCAAAUCGCUCGUGUUUUCAACUGUUCGGCUAACAGAUGAAGAUGAAUUCGUGGAUACAUCAUCAGCCGACUUAGGACAAAUUCAAAUCAGAGUUUGCAAAGUAACGCUUGGGGAUUACUACAAUCCCUCGCAGGAUCGUCUUCAAACUGAACACAAAGUGCACGAGCGCUCGAAGAAAGCAGUGACACACUGUGUGGGGCUUGGUGAGGAAACUAUAGUUCCACAAACAAUGUUGCGCAAGUCACAGUGCAUUGGUCAGCCUCUCGCAGUAUUCACAUUCAAAUACAGAGACCGAAAUCUUUUGAAGGCGAACGGAGUUAUACCAACACCAGCACCCUUGAAACGCAAGGCAUCGCAGGAAAUCAUUGACCUUACUGUUAAUGAUGUCAGGGUAGGGAGUAACAGAUCCAAUGAUCUGGUCCGAGGAGAACACACUUCUCAGAGAACAAAAGAGACGGAGCGCAAGAAUAAGAAGGUGAAGCAAGAACAGAAGCCCGGUGUAUUCGUAGAAGUCAUUGAUUUGACGUAG
This is a messenger RNA of Suillus clintonianus, 816 nucleotides long. RefSeq lists its product as uncharacterized. Lineage: Eukaryota; Fungi; Basidiomycota; Agaricomycetes; Boletales; Suillaceae. Bases 1 to 816 code for a protein of 271 amino acids. The transcript is spliced from 5 exons. The record is from RefSeq and is a predicted model, not a curated record.